Messenger RNA from Dreissena polymorpha, 1012 nucleotides. Its product is annotated as mRNA turnover protein 4 homolog. Gene Ontology annotation, biological process: ribosomal large subunit assembly; rRNA processing; nuclear-transcribed mRNA catabolic process. NCBI's taxonomy places the organism in Eukaryota, Metazoa, Mollusca, Bivalvia, Myida, Dreissenidae. The coding region runs from base 140 to 997 and encodes 285 amino acids. Gene Ontology annotation, cellular component: nucleolus; preribosome, large subunit precursor. The transcript has 8 exons. The record is from RefSeq and is a predicted model, not a curated record. Gene Ontology annotation, molecular function: RNA binding.
CUACAAUAUAUAACAAACAGUUUGAAUGCACUAUUUGUGUUGGUUUGUAACCUUCGCUUAGAUUUAACUUCCUGUUUUUAUCAAACACGUGUUUUCGCGAAAAUAGUAAACAAUAAUAAAUUGUGUGCAUAUAAACACAAUGCCGAAGUCGAAAAGAGAUAAGAAGGUUUCACUUACACAGACAAGAAAGAAGGGAUUGGAGUUAAAACAGAAGCUGAUUGAAGAUAUUCGGGACAAUGUGGACAAGUAUGCAAGAAUUUUCACGUUUUCUGUACACAACAUGAGGAACACCUACUUGAAAGACGUCCGCCAAGACUGGAAACACAGCAGAUUUUAUUUUGGAAAGAACAAAGUCAUGUCAUUAGCCUUGGGCCGUACGAGUUCUGACGAAUAUCGUGAAAACCUUCACAAGAUCUGCAAGCAUUUACAAGGCCAGACUGGACUGCUGUUUACAAACAAAACUAAGGAGGAGGUUCUGAAAUAUUUCUCCGCAUUCAAGAAGGCUGACUAUGCACGGUCAGGGGUGGUUGCUGAGCAGGAAGUCACUCUGGAGGAAGGCGCGCUGCCUGAGUUCACACACUCCAUGGAACCCCAGCUACGAGGGCUUGGGCUGCCCACUGCGCUCAAGAAAGGGGUUAUUCACCUUCUCAAAGAACACAAAGUGUGUGACCUGGGUCAAGUGUUGACCCCAGAACAGGCUCGGAUACUGAAACUGUUUGGCUACAAGAUGUCAGAAUUCAAGGUCACCAUGGAGAACAUGUGGUCCAAUGAUGGAACGUUCGAGCUCCUACAGGAAUCAGUAGAAACUAACACACCCACAAAAGUUAUAGUGCGUCCCGCCAAAAAGUCUAAAGCUGAAAUUGAAGCUAUGGAAGCAGAAGAUGAUGAUGAAGAGGAUGUGGAUGAUAUUGAUGAAGAUGAUGAAAUUAUAAAUGAUGUUAGUUUUAACAGUUUUAGUUUUAAUUUUCAUAUAAAGGAUUCUUUGACUGUUCAUUAAUGUAACUCGGCAGAG